Cylicostephanus goldi is the source of this 636-nucleotide messenger RNA. The record is from the annotation of a GenBank genome assembly. Lineage: Eukaryota; Metazoa; Nematoda; Chromadorea; Rhabditida; Strongylidae.
UCUAUUUGAAAUUUUUUCUGCCUUACAUGUUUUGCCAACUAAAUUUACAUACUUCUUUUUCCUACUAGCUAUACACUGAAAUCAAGUAAUUUAGACCCAGCUGCUCUCACCACUGUUACAAAGUACCUUUUCGAAAUCUGACCUUGAUUUGGAAACCGAACAAUUUCUUGGUAACUCGUUUGCUAUAAGUGCCUCAUUGUGCUUACAGAUUUGGUAUGCGUUUAUGUCAGCCAUAUUAUCUACGUUCCUUUCCAAAACAAGUAUUAAUGGCUUACUAAAUCGAGGAAAGAUGUUUGUUUUUUCGACGGAUCGGAUAAACACUUUUCUGGAUAUUCCUCCCGAGUGGAUCUCUGCGGAUAAGAAGCUUCUUGAUUUGGGCGCUGGUGAUGGUGGUAUUACAGCCAAGUUAUCUGGUAUAUAUGGAACUAUUUAUACCACGGAAAUGUCACAGGUUCCUAUAUAUCUUAAAGUCAUGCAAUGGCGACUUCGUCAGCAGAACUUCCUAGAAGAAGAUGUUGAGAAAUGGAGUUCGACUGCUCGUCAAUAUAAUUUGAUAUCUGCUCUGAAUUUGCUAGAUAGGUCUGUGUAUUUGACUGCUGUUUUCCCAUUAUUCUUACUUUCUUUCUGUUUUUAGGC